Molecule: messenger RNA, 603 nt
Organism: Microdochium trichocladiopsis
Lineage: Eukaryota; Fungi; Ascomycota; Sordariomycetes; Xylariales; Microdochiaceae
Exons: 2
Source: RefSeq, a predicted model, not a curated record
GUUAGUCAACUCUGUGAAAAGUUCUGGACAAAACUCUUGAGACACAGAGCUCCUCAGGACAUCAGAAGUCGCAUACGGGCGAGGAUGGUGCACAAGCAGCUUCAACUGCGAAAGUCGGCAGCCUCGCACGAGCUAGGGAAGCUUCUUGAAGAUCUCAGGGGUUUUCCUAUCAAUUAUAACCACUACUAUACUGACGUGAUCCAGCGUCGGCGGCAAGAGAGGCUUGAAAAGAACUUGGGAGUCUUCAUGCCAGCCGCGUUUCCGCAUCAGUCAUAUGAGAAAUGCAGCCGUGGCUCUCACUACGAGAAGUAUGCCCCCGAGCUCGACAUGAACCGAGUCGUCCAAGCUGUGAUGAAGAGCAACGCUACUACCAUUGACAUGGACACAUUCAGCAUCGAAGAGGCACUUGACUGCAUGCGAGCGAUCUACAAGGUGCAGUACAAGACCUUUGUUGCCAAUGUGACAACCCAGGUGAUUGAGAGGCAUCUGGUGAGGGGUCUUGAGAACAUUGUUUCGCCGCUUGUGGUUGUGAAGAUGUCGGACAGUGAGGUGGAGGCUAUAGCCUCGGAGCAGACGACAACCAAGCAGCAGAGGAUCAUGCUG